UACUGGAUCUUCGACAGAGCACAGAGAGCGCGCUCUUUUUUCACGAGACUGCGAUAUUUAACACUGCGGACGGAAUACUCGAGAGUGUCUCUCAAGAUCUCAAUCCGCAUAAGUGCGAGUGCAUUACGAGAGAAGCCACACACGAAGGAUAAACGGAGAGAGAGAUAAAGUAGUUUAAUCAGACGGAAUCUCGAUCUGACGAACGGAAAGAGAAAGAGAGCGUGUGCCAAGGAAUACACACAGCGAUAAAACUCUCGCCGCCAAACUCCUCGUUGCACGUCGCUGCCGCGCUCGAUCACUGCGCGUGUGAAAAGCGCAUAGCACACCGGAGAAAGUGAAUGAGCGAAAGAGCGGAGACGAAAAAAAACGAGAAAAAAUUAAAAAAAAAUAAAAUAAAAUAAAAACAACGAAUUGGAGAACGGGGAGCUUGAACGAAAAUAGAGAAGUGAAACCGAGGCAGGAUUAUUGCGAGGAACGCGCGCAGUGAGAGAUCGCGACACAUACCCACACGCGCGACACAUCCGCGCCGGGCAAUCGUGGGUUCACGCCGGUGGCCAUUACGCGCGCAUUCGGUUAUUCCGCAUCGCGAGUGUGCUUCGUUCGUCGUUGGCCUGCACUCGUACAACUCCGAGCCAUUCAUUCAUCCAUACAUUUUCUCUCUCGUGCGUUCCAUCGAACGAUAAAAAGAGAGGAAAAAUAAUCUGCAAGAUUUCUAAGGUAGAGACGAAAAGUAUUAAGGAAUGAAAACAACGGGGCUACUGUGUCGGGCCAAACUAACAAAAUGAGGAUUAUUUCUGAACGAUGCUGAUGAGAAUAGGGUUUAAUGGACCGCGGAAAGAGGAUGAUCGAGACGAACAUUUUGAGAUGUGAAAUCCGAGCACUUCGAUAAGGAAACAAAACUCGGAAUUCCGGGGACACGAACGACCGGAAGCGAGACAGAGAGGCGGGAAAAGGGAGCGAGACUUUUCAACAGAAACCGGAAGAGCGUUCGGUGGAUCACCAAAGUCGUUUGGCAGUGAGAAACAGCGUAAUUACCGCCCUCGCGCUCGUCAUAUCGCGUCAGUUUUUUAUUAUUUUCGUCUCGCUGAUGACGUUGACGGAGCUUAAAAGAAGCGAUCGAUCGGAUGAUCGACCCUGAUAAGAUGACGAAUCGGAGUGAUUGUUGACGUCUCGCUUGUUGUAUGCGGCCACCCAAACGAGAAGGUGAAAUCGAAGUGAGAGACGAGACCGGAGGCGCUCGUGCUUGAGUUUCAUUCAACACGCAUUCGCAAACGGAGAAAAAAGUAAUCGAAAGAAAAAACCGGUGGCCGUACGUCUGGCCAACCGGACACACCGAUGCUCCACUCGCUCCUCCGAUCCACUGUCACUCUCGCUCUGGAAACUGUGCUCUGUCGGGGGUGAAAAAAAAAACGAGAAAAAUAAAGAUUCGAACGAAGCGAAAUAUUCGAAAAUUUUAGGCCGAUUUCUUUGUUCUACGGUCUUCACGUUCCUGUCACAAACGAGAAGAGACUCCGGCGGCGGCUCGGCUAGCGGCGAGGCGAGAGAGGUGAGCGUAAGAGAGUGAGAAUAAAGACUCGAGUGGUGAGCUGGGACGUUGCGGGAGGAGUAAAUAGUGAGGUGCACGUUCGAAAUCGAUCGGAGGAGUUGAAAAGUUUAUUCGACGAGCGGUGGACGGACAGGGAGGGGAAUGCUACACGAGGACAGCAUCGAGGAGGAUCAGAGUGGUGAAAAUUUCAGCAAAAUCAUCAUCGUCGAGAGACACGAGUACGAAAACGAAGCGUGUUUCUAUUUACAAUCGAAUGACAAAAAUAUGACGCGUUCUAUCGGCUUCGGUAGAACUCAAUAUCCGAGGGAUAAUUCACGUCCGCUGUGCGUUUGUAAAAUCAAGUGAUAACGAAUCUUCCGAAGAGACCAAAAGAAAUUUAAAAUUUUGACAACCCCAGAGCGUGGGAGGAGCAUUUUUUAUUCAUCGGCGUCACAAGGUAUACAAGACUGUUUUCAUCGUGGCACAUUGGAUCAUCAGCUGCCUCCGAGUACAAAAUAAUAAAAAUUGUGAGUGCACGAAGAAUCGAUAAGUAGGAAACGGUUCAGGAGUUUCGUAACACGCAUUUACUCGUCUUCGUCCCCGCGCUUUUUCCUCGUCGCGAAGUAUCAAGCUCGUCUCGUUUCGGCGAGCGAGGCGACCGGAAGAGAGCGGCGCGGGGGGGGGGGGGGGGAGACCGAGAUAUUCCAAAAAGUCAGUGUUUGUUUUUGUCGGUUAAAAAAAAAGGGUGAAAAUAUAAAAGGGCUGAGUGGGGUGAGUGCGAGAGCGAAGAGAAGGGCGCGAAUAACGGGGGAGAGAGAUUGGGAGACUGAAGAGUCGAGGAGUGCGCGGGCACAAUAGCACCUCUGGUGCCCUCGGCCGCGGGUCCCGGGGGGACGGACGCCAUGGCGGCCUCGUCGUCCUCGUCGAGUGGCGAGCAACAAUACGCCCUUAAAUGGAACGACUUCCAGUCCAGCAUACUCAGCUCGUUCAGGCAUCUACUGGACGAGGAAGACUUCGUCGACGUCACACUCGCAUGCGACAGCAGUAGCUUCACAGCGCACAAGGUCGUCCUUUCAGCCUGCAGCCCCUACUUCCGGAGAUUACUCAAGGCUAAUCCAUGCCAGCAUCCAAUUGUAAUACUCCGGGAUGUGGCUUCGUCCGACAUGGAGUCGCUUCUACGAUUCAUGUACCACGGCGAAGUCCACGUUGGGGAAGAAAAACUCGCAACCUUUCUCAAAACCGCCCAAAUGCUUCAGGUCCGAGGCCUCGCUGACGUCAACGGGGGCUCGGCAGCCUCCAAAAUUCCACCACUUUCCGCCUCCAGCGGGAACAAUGUCAGUUCACCGGUUACACCAAGAAAUCCAUGGCAGGACUCCGUAAGAGGAGACCUUAACGAGAGUGGCUUGAGUCCACCGCCACAAAAAAGACCAAGAAGUUAUUCUCCACCUAUGGGCAAUCACGUUGAACAAAAGUCCGAUCUCCAGGAAUCUCUUUUGGGCCAGGCACUCGAAGGAGGUCCAACGAUACACACGACACCUAACAAUAACGUGCAGGCACAGUCGACGGGUGAGGACUCGAAUUCGAUGUCGGAUAACGAGGAGGACACGUCGAACAACGACGGUAUGCUCAACUCCGUGAAAACAGAGCCAAGCGAUAUUCUCAAUGAUUCCAUGGAACAUCAUCGCAGCACGUUUCCAGCGGCGCUUUUGGGUCUCCAAGGAUUGAUGCCAGGUCCCUCGGGAAUCCACGCGGCGAAUCAGGAUCCAAACUACGUGGCACGUCGCGGGCUGGAGAUGCGCGUUCGUGCGACGGAUCCUCGGCCGUGUCCCCAAUGCGGAAAAAUCUACCGGUCGGCGCACACGCUGCGAACGCAUCUUGAGGACAAACACACGAUUUGUCCCGGUUACCGGUGCGUGCUUUGCGGUACAGUAGCAAAAUCACGAAAUUCGUUGCACUCCCAUAUGUCGCGUCAGCAUCGCGGUAUAAGCACGAAAGAUUUGCCGGUUUUGCCAAUGCCGAGUGCAUUCGAUCCGGAAUUGGCAUCGCGGUUACUGGCGAAAGCGGGCGUCAAGGUGAGUCCUGCGGAACUGAGAGCACGCGCGAGUCCCACGGGACCGCGGAGGAACGACAUGAGACUGGAAAUACCGCGGGGCGGUGCACCCUCCGAAGCGGGAAGCUCCAUUUGCGGCGGCGACGACCCUGAGGACCUCACUUUACCUCUUAGUCUAAGGUAUGGCUCGCCAACGCCGAACAACAAUACCGUUAUCACGAAAAUAUCACAACAGUACAACAAUUCCAGUGCUGGUGGUAAGUCAACGGCAAACGCGUUAGCAGCUAAAUCGAUGGAGUCGAUAAUGCACUCGAGCAAUCGCGACUCCAACAGCGGAGCGUUGCACCAAGCCGCCGGUUUCCCGCCGGAUCUACGCUCGUCAGCCUUGAUCGAGACUUACCUACAAUUCAUCGCUGACAAUUCGGCGAUGACGCGAGAACAGGCGGCCGUUUACGCCGCUGCUCACGCCCAUGCCAAAAUGGCCCAUGUCAACGCGAUCGACAAGUUCAGCAGUCGCGGCAUCGACGACUGCGCCAUUAUCGGACGGGACGAAGGCCGAGGAAGCGUCGUCGACGAAGAUCGUUACGAGAAACAAGAACGACACAGCUCCAACAACACGACCGUUAACAACGUCAAGGAAGACGACGACGGCGAAUUCUCCGCCGGUGAGGACGACGAUUUCAGCGAAAACGAAGAGCCCGAAGCUCUCAAGGCCGAGUGAUAAGAAUUUUUAUCCAUCGGCAUAGUGAAAGAAGAAAGAGAGAGAGAGGAAGAAAGAUAUCAACGAAGAAGUAGCCGAAGACGAUAAAUGAGAAGGAAAAUAACAAAUAAUAAUAAAUCCAUCCACUACCUCAGAUAAUAACUAUAUUUUUCAAAUAGAGAAAACACUUUUUUUUGCAUUUUUUUUCUGUUUUCUGUUCUUUUAGACAGUUUCAAAAGUAACGUACAGAUACAGAGCUCGUCAGUGACGUUUAUUGUUGUUACAGCUUUACGAGGAGGAAUGAUCUCCGAUUCUUUUCCAUGGGAUUGAUUGCCAUGGAACUUGUGAAAGAAACAAACAGCCCCAAGAUAAUCCAGUACCCUUGCAAAGAGAGCAGCCGGCAAUUGACGCUAUUCGAGUCACAGAAACCACUGAAUUUUUCGCUUUUCUCAAAAUCUUUCGUAUUCGUGUAAACUUUUCGAAAACAAAAAAUUCGAACGAUCCAAUGGAUUCUCUACUACGAAGGGCCGUAGCUGAUUUGACAGAGUCAAGGUUUUCACUUAGGUUUCAAAAUAUUAAUUUCGACGAAAGAACUUUAUCCACGACUAUGAAAAACUGCCAGCACUAAAAUAGCGCCAAUUUCCUGCUGCGACCACUGAUUUUUAAAUAUUUAAAUACAAUAUCCCAAAAAUGAAGGAAAAAAGGAAGAAAUAAUAAUAAAAUAAAACAUAUAUUCCAUCCGACUACCUCAGUGCACAUAAUAGAACGAUAGAUCAUAGGAAAUAAUGAAUAUGAGAGAUAGUUAGAGCAAAGAGAACAAACGUUGAUGAUUAUCACGAGAUACGUGAGAAAGAGAACUAAAGAAGGAAGAACGAAAGCAAGAGAAACGGAAGGCCGAAGAGUUAGGUAGGUCACGAUAAAAGAAAUCAGAGCCCAAAUAACGUAGAGAAAGAGGAAGAGAGAGAGAGAGAGAGAAAGCGAGAAAGUGCGUGUGUUUGUGAUCAUGACCGUCCUAUGAUGUAAUAACCAAGACAGGAAUGAUCAAAGUCAAACGAUUGUACGGUUUUAUUCUUUCGAAUCGAUUUCUGUCGCUCGAUUCCCGUAGCACUUAGUGACGAAAGAGCGCCCCAAACAAAAACGAGGAAAGAAAACGAGUGCAUCUGGCCAGGCCACGUGACAAUGCGACUGCUUUUGUUAUUAUUAUUUGUCAAUGAAACGAAAAUUAUAAUUUUUUUGUCAAAAUUCUCAAACACUUAACGGCGCGCUCCUUGGGCACUCGCGACGAAGAGAAUAUUAUUAUUAAUAUUAUUAAUUAUUAUUAUUAUGUUAUUAUAUAUGAAUGUUGAGGAAAAAUAUAUAUUGCCUAGAUUUGUAGUGAAGUUGGGUAUACUGCAGGCACGUACGUACGAGGAUUAAUAAACAAAAGGAAUUUAAAAACGUGUAGGAAAUGCUGGAAACGGGGAAAAACGUAUACGCGUAGAGUUAGGACUUGGUAUUGUUCGUUGAAGAGUUUCGUGAAAAUGUGACAUGUACGACGGACGCGUGAACAGAAGAUGAUCUUACGAGACAUUUUUCAAACGGUCACGAGCGAUUUUUUUUGUUGUUCCAAAGUGGAACUGGCUUGGUGGAAAAUGGAGGAAAUAUUGAAUGUGACGAAAGACACUUUUUUCGCGUUGUGGACUCGACAAGGUUGUUUUGGCAAUAUUUUAACGUUCAAAGAUCCUAUUGAAAAAUGAAAAAUCGAUGAAAGUCGUUAUGCAGUAACUUAACGCUCCCUCGGUCACCUCAGAACCCCAAUUUCCACUCGUUCAUUAUUUUAGCCUGUCCUCGUCCUCUUUUUUGUCCCCCGGCCCCCGCGGGGCUUAUCGAUUUUUUACUGACUCACCGCUUGCUGACUAAUCACUUUUUCUUCUCACUUCUUUAUUCGAUUUUUUCUUCUCUUGUUUGUUUUUAUAUAAAAAAUGGAUUUUCUUCAUGUGCCAGUCUCAGAAUAUACAACAAUGAAAAAUAAAUACGAAAUUCUCUCGAGGAGGAGGAUCGUACCGUAUUUUUGUUUUCACACGGUUACGGACGUGAAUAUUCUUGCCAUAUUAAUGUGAAAGAAAAAGGGAGAGAGAGAGAGAGAGAGAGAGAAAAAAAAAUCGCGUUUUGUUUUUUCACACGCGAAAAUAACCUACUCCGAAGUUGCCGAAAGAGGAAAAAGAAUCGAGGAAAACGUCGAGCGUUGAAUUCCCCGACUGCGUGUUCUCGACAGUACCAAUUAUUCGAACUGCGGAACGUUUUUUUCGCUUCUUUUUCUAAACGACAUCGUCGUUGUUGUGAAAUGGUUCCUACUAAUAAUAUGCGAGCGAAAAUUCAAUAACGUUUAACUCGUAGACUUAAAGAGACAGAGCGAACAAAAAUAAAGAGGAAAAUAAACGUUUGCAUUUGCAACGAUCGAAUUCGGAAACGAAAUUCGUAACGAAGGAAAUUAAUAGAAGAAAUAUCGACAAGGAGUAACUUUGUUGUUGUUCUGGCUAACGAAUUAUGGUGACGCGAGAUAAAAGCGAAGCAAGAAUAAUAGACGGCUCGUAGAGUGGAAAGAUAAAACGUAGCUUAGAUUAUAUAUUGUAGGAUACAUUAUUGUACACAAUACUCUGAAGUAUACUAACACGUUAGGUUUAAGCAAAACUUUGGUAUCAAUACUGGACGAGAGUAUGUCGCGCAGCGAAUUUUUAUUUUUUUGUCUCGUUACCUUGCACCCUUGUAAAUUUUUUCAUUUCUUCAAAUAUCAAGCCUUUUUUUUCAUUUCAUUCGAAUCCGUGAACGAAUAAUUUUACACCGUCAAAUCACGUUUGUGAGCUUUUCUUUCAUUCGCUUGCCUCACGAAUAAUCCUCGUGACUGUGGAUGUGUUUACUUUCUCAUUUUCUUUCCGGAGCGUUGAAAAAUGUUGAAUUGUUGACGGAUUUGGAAAAAAUGUUCACAACGCUCGAUCGUUUUUUUUUUCUUCUUUUGCUUUGGUAUUUUCGUGCGCUUUACGAGAUUUAAGAUGGAGAAUAUAAAAUUAUGUACGUACAACAGUAUACGAGUAUCCCACGGUCGAAAAUAUAAUCACAUGCAUAUUUAUACAAAUGUGUGUGGCGAGUGCGUAUACGAUUAAAAUUGAUAAUUGAUAGAAUCAGUGAAUUGCGUCCACAGCACGAGAGGGCGGUAAAAGAGUAGAAAAAAUGAGUAUAAAAGAAACCGAGAUUACACGGGAAGAAUAAUAACGAUUGAGGAUGAAAGAAAGAAGAAAAAAAGAAUUUGAAGAAGAGAGGAAAGCAGCGAUGGCGAUCGAUCGAGGCAUAUUCGAAACAUUAAAAUCCAGGUCUAUUAUCGGUACAAACAAAAUACAAAACCACUUCUUGCCUUGAAGCUCUCUAAUAACCAUAUAAUAAAUAUCGAAACGAGACAAAACUAACGGGAGAAUAAAAGAAGAAAAAAAUAAGAGGUCGAAUAAAUAGGAGUAGAACAGAGGGAGUACGAACGUUUUUAAACAAAUAAUCCAGGGAUAAAAUGACUUAAGUAAUUAAAAAAUGAAGAAUAAAAUUAAACAUAGUCGAAGUAAAAGAACAUCUUUCAGAGUACAAAUUUUCCAUUCGGAUUAUUAGAAAGAUGCGAGGGCCCUGCGGGAGGGGAGAGCGAAGAAGCUCGUGGCUCUUGCAUCGUCGAAAUUAAAUAGUGGCGAAAUUGUAGAAAAAGGAUAAGCACGAGAACGAUAGCGAGAGUGAGAGUGAAUGAAAGUGAAAAUGAGUCGGAUCAAUUACUUAAAAAAAAAUUAACACGAAAAAAAUAUGAUCGUUUGUGCCAUAGUGUUCUCUAAUUGUUGACUCAAUGAUCAGACUGUCUUUUCUGUUAUGUUUUAUCAACGGUUAAAGAGGAGAAGAAAACCUAUGAAAAAUGCGAAUUCAAUUGAAGAAUUUCAAACAUAAAACUAUCGCCGAGUUUUAUUUUUUAAUUUCAUUUUUUUUAUUAUUAUUAUUUUUCGUUUGUUUUUCAUCUUAAUCCGUGUAUGGCUGCAUCAAUCGGAACAGUACACAUAUGUAUCACCGUUCAACCAACGACGUGGGGCAGGUAUGACGAGAGAUCGAGCGAAAAAUAAGCAAAAUAAAUCUAUGAGAAACAAUGAAUUUUGUCUAGUUCGAAAAAAUAAGGGCCGGACGAGUUUUAACCCGCGCACUUAAACCCAAAAAACCAGAGAUUCGAGUCAAGAUGUCCCUCCUCAUGCGAUUAUAGUUUUAUACUAUACAGUAUUUAUAUAGCUAUAUGUAUACACACAGAGUCCAAUAAGUCCAUAUAUAAAUAUGUAUAUUCCUAUAUAACGAUUAUAUAUAUAUACACAGACAGAUAUAAAGCAUGUAUCACAUGUAUAUAUAUACAUACAUACAUAUGUAUAUUUUUUACAUAAGAAAUAUGUGACAAGUCGAAGAAACUCGUCCGCCCUUAAAACUGACGUUACAAUAUGAAUCUCCGUCGUACCUGCUCGACUCUCGAAAGAGAUAAAUAACUCUGUAAUAGUCCGCAAUAGUCAAACUUCAAUUUUUAAUAUACAAGAAUACAACCAACUACAGUAUUGCAAUAGUUCUAACGUUAAAAAUCGUGCGAGCUCGCCACAUUUUUCGGCGUUUCGUAUCGAAAGAACGAACGUCGAGGUGGUUGCUGACUCAGGUACUUAUUUACAAAAAUGAAAAUGGAUUAAAGAAGGAGAAGAGAAGAGGGAGAGAGAGAGAGAGAGAGAGAGAGAGAGAGAAAUGAAAAUAGGCACGAUCCUUAAAUACACUAAUAUUGAUAAAUGUAAUAACAAACUCAGGAAAACUGGAAGCAGGCAGGCCGUGAUAUAUAUACAAUUUAAAUAACUGAUAGCAACUACUCUUACCUACUACGACUUUAUUUUUUUUCUUGUUUAUUUAAUUAUUAUUCACCUUCGUUUUGUGUUUUUAAUUUUCUUUUCUUUUUUUUUUCGUUUGAUUUUUAUUUCUUCGAUAAUCGACGACUUUAUCUCGUCUGUUCGAUUGAUUAGCAUGCUUUUUUUGCUCUUCAAUGAAUGAAAAUAAAAUGUUUGCCGUUCAGUGCGUGAGAAUGAGAUGCUGGGAAUAAAUGCUCGAGAACAUGGAAACUCAGGUUUCAAGUCGCGACUUUCGAACAACUGAGAGAUUAUUUUUUAAUGAUACCAUACACACGUUUAUGAAAUGAUGAAACAAUUGAUGCGUUUAACCGAGAAAAAAAGUUACGAAGGAUGAAUUACCAUAGCUACCUCCAUUAUAUAAAUACUACGGAUAUAUCAGUCUCUUUGCGUAAUACUUAAAAAUAAUAAUCGUGUUAUGAUGAUAAUGAUACUAAUGUUAAUUCAAACGAGAUCACAAACGAACUGUUGUACGAGCGUCCAAAUGGAAACAAGUGAAAUGCUAAUGGCCCAACGGAUUUUAGAUGAACAAAUCGUAACGACGAAAAAAACUGAGAUUUGUUAUUUUGUGUAUAAAAACUCGAAGAAAUUCGUUCGUUCGAAUCGCACGCAUAAUAAUGUACACUGAACAUAACAUAUUCACAUACGAUUUUACCGUUUAACCGCGAGAUUUACUCUUCCACUGACUUAGCUUUUAAGAUUCGGAUCCCGCGUACUGUCACAGCUGACCGCGAGAGAGAGAGAGAAAGUACGCUCGAUCGAAAGAACAGGUCGAGGACGAAUGUUAAGAUUUUUCAAACCAAUCUCACUGCCAACGAGCCCAGUCAUUUUUGUAAACAGGAAGCAUUGAAAAAAAAAACAAAUGAAUUUAUUUGACAGUAGCAAAUCCCAAAUUGUCAAUGCAACACUAAUGACUUACACGGAGAGAGAAAGAAAGAGGGCGAGAGAGUCAGGCUCGUACACGAAAAAUAGGAAAACUCGAGAGCUGAAGAUGAAUUCAUGAGUUUCCAAAUUUUCGUUAUUUUUUGUUGUCUUUUUUUUUUUUUUUUUUUUUUUAAUCGUUGCUGUUUUGACGCAGUUUACAUGACAGAGUGAUUGAACCGAGCCGAGUUUACGUGAAUAAAUGUGUGAGAGUGUACGCGAAUCGAAGAAGAAAAAUGAGCAAAAAUUUUAAUAAAACAACAACAAAAAAGAAAGAAAACAAACGAUUAAACGUAAUGGAGAAUGACGAGUGAGGUUUCAAAUGAUCCUCGAAUAAAUAUGAACAAAAUUUCAAUUCUUGGGCGCAUCUCACGGAUCCGUAUGCAUUGGAUAAAUCCUCCUAUUCGUGUACAUAGUGUAUACUGCAUUAAGAAAAUAAUAAUCCCAAAAAAGCGAAGAAGAAAAAUACAGAGCCUCCCAGAAACAACCCCCCUCCCCAACUUACGUGAUAUUUACAGAGAACAUAAUCAGGGACGCGUCAUAACCAAUAGUUAUAUAUAUAAAUAUAUAAAUAACAUUAUACAUAUUAGAUAAUUGACUAGUAAUAGCGAUUAGAAUAAUGAAAGGAAAAUAGAGAUGAUAACAAGCAUUGAAAUCGUUAGCUCGUAAUUUAUUGUCAACGUGCUUUCAAUUGUCUUUUUUUUCUGUUCAUGUUUGUUUUAUUUUUUUUUUUUUUUUUUUAUAUAUUUCGAUAAAAUUGACAUCUCAUGUUCGAAUUGAAAUGCAUACACAACAUUUUUAAAACCUUAAAUUAUUAUUAUUAUUAUUAUUUUUAAACCCUCACACGCGAUGUAUUACGGCGAUGUAACUUAACGUGCAAUUUCUACGUGUAACACGAUUUCGUGUUGGCCACGAGAGAAUAUAACAAAAAAUAGUAUAAAAUAAAUAAUAAAAUUAUUAGGCUCCAGUUGAUAGUCGCGAAGAAUCAAAUUUUUUAAAUUAAAAUUCGUUCGACUCGGCCUCGGCCACCUUUUUUCACGGUCAACUACUUAACUUAAGGUGCUUCAGAAUAAUUGUUACGUUACGUUUAAUUUACACGUAAUUUCGUACAUUUUAACCUUUAUUAUUAUUUACUUACUGAUUAUUAUUAUUAAUAUUAAUAAUAAUGUUAUUAUUAUUACUAUAUUAACAAGAGUACGAUUUUACUAUUGCGAUUUAAUAUCAUUCUGUAUUUGUUCGAUUUCAGGACUCGAAACAAUGAAGAAUGAAGGGAAAAGUGGCAGCAAUGACACUUUUUCGUCCAUUAAUUGCGCCCUGAAAUCUUUUCUUCGUAUUCAAAAUUCUGUUCUUGUGUUUUUUUUUUUUUUAUUAUUUUUCUCUUGUAAAUAUUCAUACCCAGUCUAUUUAUCAUAAUUUUGUGAUUUCUUUCCAUCUCUCUCAGCUCCAUUUAUUCUAUCGAAUCUUCAUGAUUUUUCCUUUCAUUUUUUUCGUAAUGUUUUUGCCUCGCACGUACUACUCGUUACUACUUACGUUCUUUUUCGUUCUGUCAUUAUUUUCGUUUUGUUUUUUAUUUCUUAAAUAUGUAAGCCAUUAAACUUGCCAAUACGAAUAUAUACAAUAAAUGCGUUAGAAAAUUGAUCGUUUUGUUUUUCACUGUUUUUUUAUCUCGUUUGAUUUCACCCGAAUCCACUCUCUUCAAUUUGUUUUUCUUCACAUUCGUUUGUUUUCAUAAACGGUAAGUUUUCAAGAUUUCUUUCGUAUUUUUUGUUCGUUUUUUUCUCUUCUUUACUCGUUAUGCUUUCGCAAAUGUCAUACAAUUUUAUAACGAAGUGUCGUCGCUUGUGGCGAAUCGUACCACUAGUGAUUAUCCGAUACGAGGAAAAGUAUUCUCCAAACAAAUGAGAUGAAAAAACCAAUAGCACACUUAUGAGGUAUACGAACUCGUAGCUUAAUUAGACAAAUAUUCCUAGGGAUUAUUCAUUUGUUGAUAGUUCAUUGAUACCCUCGAGAUGGAGUGUGACUCGAUUGAUUAGAAAAUAAAAAUGGAUGAUGUUAGCCGAUUGUUUGUAGAGGUGAAACGAGGGCAAAACUCGACGAAACAGUGAUGCGUUAGAUUCGGAUGAAUUACGUUUUACUAAUCGCGACCAACGUAGGAUCGAAUUUUUUCACAUUUCACGAUCAAUACGAAUUGACAAUUUUCACUCCAUCGUUUACCCCAAUUUAGACGUCGAUUUUUUGAAAAUCAACGAAAAACAGGGGACUCGGUUCGCAACGAAAAACGCCGCACAUUGUUCAUACGUGGGACCUGCGAUUCUACGUCAAAUAACUAGUGUCAUUGUUAUGAAGAAUUCGUUCAGAUUUCAGGAUACUUAAAGAUCGCUGAAAGAGGAAUUUGGAGGCUACCGAAGUUUCGAGUUUGGGAACGCAUUAAAUUUCAUCCCAAGCGCGGAUCGUUGAGCAAAAACUCCAAAAAACCGUUGCAUCAAGAAAACAAAAAGAAAGAAAUUCAAGAGUUUUAGCGAACGAUAAAAUAAACGUAACGCUGCGUCACGAGGUGCAUCGAGACAAAGUUGUGUGACUCCGUCGAAAUGAGCCUAGAGAAUAGGCCUGCGGGGGGUCAGAGAGCUCGGGAGGUUUCGAGCGGGGUAGUUUGGCGAUUGCGCGCGUCGUUUCCAUCGAUUCGAGCAGGACCACGCCAAAGCUCCUCGAAAUUUUUACGUUCCCCAACUUUCCAUGUGCGCGUCUGUUUAAACGGUCAAUUCAUCCGUCCGAAUCCGCAGAUUCGAUAAAUCAUCCGCCAACUACGAAUAUCCGCGGCACCGUUUCAUUAACCAUAUAAGAUUGAUGUAAUUAUAUAAAUACGAUUGAGAAAAACGAACAGCUUGAAAGGAUCGUUCGCGAUCUCUGGGAGCUGUUGUGUUGCGGGGCUCGGUGCCUUUUUGCGGCCUGUUUGUACGCGAAUCUGCACCGCAUGAAGUUUCCUCUCGUAAGCAUGCACGCUUCGAAUACGUGCUGCUCCGAUCGCGCAUAUAUCUCCAUCCCCAUUCACCAUAUUCAAUUGGAGAACGAGAGUUAACUUUGUAUAAAUAUAUAUUGGUACAGCAGGCGAUCACAGUUCCUAUUUUGCUCCCCACAUUAAAGCUAGUACUUUAAGCCAUCACAUUAUGAUAAUAUUAAACUGAACAAAUAUAUCCUCGUAAUUCGUACGAAAAUUUCAAACGAAAAGGUAUAAAAAUAUAUUUGAAUAUGUAUACGCGAAAUAUGAUGAUCUGACGAAGUAUAUACGACAUCAAAAAUCGAUAAGAGACUAGAUCCAUAUUAUAUAUAAAUAUAUAGAUAUAUAAUGAUUAUUAUUAUUAUUAUUAUCACUGAAUGAAUAUUAUAUAAAUAUAAACGGUAUAGAAUUAGGAAAAAUCGAAAAUGCAUAAAUCGACUUGUAUAAUCGGACAUAUAUCGUUAGGAUACAUGAAAUCUAAGCUAAGAAAAGCCACGCCACAGUGGUUCGUUUUGUUUUUAUAUGAAUUUUCGAGAGGAUAAGUGCGUGUGUGAGUUAAAUUUUUCGUGAAUCUAAUCGAUCUCGAUGCCAUGCAAUUAAGUUGUUUUUUUAUCCUUCCAUGUUUUUUCUGCAUCGAUUUUUCUCGUCGGAGAACUCGCGCGUCUCGCGCUUGAGAUACUCUCGUUGCGUUUACACUCUUAUCGUUGAUCGACGUGGUUUCAUUAUAGUUCGCCAUUUUUGUAGACUGUCCUUUGUAUAUAUACGUACGAUUAUCGUAGUGUAGAGAAAUAAUAUAAUAAACAAAAAAAACGUU
This is a messenger RNA of Venturia canescens, 13927 nucleotides long. RefSeq names its product abrupt (gene ab). NCBI's taxonomy places the organism in Eukaryota, Metazoa, Arthropoda, Insecta, Hymenoptera, Ichneumonidae. The record is from RefSeq and is a predicted model, not a curated record. The transcript is spliced from 8 exons. The coding region runs from base 2428 to 4296 and encodes 622 amino acids. Gene Ontology annotation, molecular function: protein binding. Gene Ontology annotation, biological process: regulation of transcription by RNA polymerase II. Gene Ontology annotation, cellular component: nucleus.